AUGAAUAGCUACAGGGACCUAGCGAACACCACCCUGGAUCAGAAGAAAUUUUUGGACGAAUGUAUUUUCAUCGUUAAGGAGCAGAGCUUUUACAUGAAGCAGGCGGUGGAAAAUGGAUCCCUCCGGGACACUUUGAAGCACGCAUCGAACAUGCUAUGCGAACUGAGAACAUCGCAACUAUCGCCCAAGUACUACUACGAGUUGUACAUGCUGAUAUUCAACGAACUGCAACAUCUAGAUACAUUUAUAAGUGAUAAGAAAAAGCAUAAAAAGAGAUUCAUCGAUAUAUACGAGAGCGUUCAACACGCUGGAAACAUCAUCCCCAGACUGUACCUACUAAUCAUCGUGGGGAGAAACUAUAUAAAGAACAAAGAUAUUAAGGCAAAGUAUAUCUUAAAGGAUAUGACAGAACUGUGUAAGGGCAUUCAACACCCACUGAGGGGGUUAUUCUUACGCUACUUCUUAAUUCAAAUGUGCAAAGAUAGAAUACCUGAUACAGGAAGUGAGUACGAAGAAGCAGGUGGAGGGAAUAUAGAUGAUGCAUUUGAAUUCCUUCUCUCAAAUUUCUAUGAAAGUAUUAAAUUGUGGAGCAGAAUGAGUGACAAGGUACACAUUAAAUUGGCACCUGGACAAGACGAACAAGUUAUGCAUAAUAAUAGAAACAAGGUGUUAAGGGAAAAAAUGGAUGUCAAAAUGCUAGUAGGAUCCAAUCUAGUUCGUAUGUCUCAGUUAGAAGGUAUGACUAGACAAUAUUAUAUUGAAAAAUGUCUUCCAAAAUUACUACAAAAUCUCUCCACUAUCAACGACUCUCUCAUUCAACAGUAUAUUUUUGAGUCCAUCGUUCAAGUAUUCAGUGACGAAUGUCAUAUAUAUACUUUAGACAUUCUACUAAACGCUAUUCUCAAAACAAAUAGCUCACUCGAUUUUAAGGGCAUCCUCAUUACCUUAUUGAAAAGGUUAAGAUUUUUUAUCGAAUCGAAUAAAUAUGAAGUUCCAAAAGAGGUCGAUAUUUUUUCUCUUUUUUAUGAACACCUAGUUCUGUAUGUUAAUCGAACGCUAGAUUCGUAUGAGAGAGCGAAAGGCUCCUAUCGUUCUUCGUUCCAACAGGAGGGUCAGACAUUUCCUGCGAGGGACACGGUUGUAGAGUAUUACAAAGGGGAGGAGGAGAAGAAGAAGAAAGCUGUCUCGACAUGUGGCACGACGACCACCACAUCCACCAAUGUGAUCACCACAAACAACGUUACAACGAUGGGGACUCAUCACAUCAAUGAGAACGAUCUUGUGCCCAACUGCAAAAUUGUUAAAAGUGUAGAUGCGAAAAGUAACCCCGCGGAGGAGAAGCGAACGAUGAAAGAAGCUUCAUAUUAUGGAGGAGCGACACACCAGGGUAACAAUAACAAAGCGUCCAACUAUGGAAAUUUGCCCAGGGGUACCCAAGGUUGUUACAGUAAUGAAAAGAAUAAUCAAGAAAAUGAUGAAGACGAUGAAUUUGUAGAAGACAUAGUUAAAAUGCUACAAGUUAUCUAUGAGUUCAUUUUCUUAUGCAUACGUAUAUACGACGAUGUCAUUACUAUUAGCAAACUCUUUGACCUUCCAUACACCAUAGCGUGUAAUGUAAACCUCAACAAUGAUGUUCUAUGCGAACAGAUAAUUAACAUUAUUGUACUUCCAUUUAAUUACUUGGGGAUUAGUGCUCUCAAGGGAAAGAACAUGCAAGCGCUGUUGAGGAGCAUAACAUCUCAGAAACAUAAAAAGAAACUUAGCCUAGAUAUUAUUGAUGCUAUUAUUGAUUGUAAGAAUAAGGCCAUCGUUUACAAGGACGUGGAGGAAAUCCUCAAUUACAUUUCCCCAAUUUUUAAUGAAGAUGUAAAGAGGAAAACUGACCCCACUGAUAAUUCACACCAACGAGAGACACACCAGGCCGACUUCUUCAACCUAGAAAAUAGCACCAUCACAUAUGCGGCAAAAAAAAUGUGCAAAUUUUUUCACAUCAUCACAAAUACUCAUGAUAUUGACGAACGAUACAACAUAUGCAUUUUGUUCUAUAAACACAUAGAAAAUGGUCCCUACUUGGUACAUCUCUUGCCGACCAUUGUUUUCACCAUGCUGGACUUAGUGAUGACCAUCACAAACCUGGCCCCCAGCUCGGGGACAAAGACACUGUCACAGCAUGAUGAGCCUUUUGAGAAAAAGGAACACCCUGAUGAGGAACUCAACGAUGAGCAUAUCCGCGAUGAACAUACGCAUGGGGAAAAUACCUAUGAUGACCUGAACUUGCUAAGUAGCAACCUCGGUGACAGAACCACACACAUAGGCGUCUUCCCAGGGAACCGCGCAGAUGAUCCCUACCUUGAGGACAAAAUAAAGCAAUAUAACAUAUACGUAAAGAACAUUUUAAAGUUUAUUCAUACAAACCUUCUCUGUGUGAGUAGCCAAAUUCCUAUGCUAGCGCUUAAGCUUUUCCUGUACAGUGCUGUAGUGGUUAACAAUUAUGACCGUUUCGUUCAAGCACAUGAAUUUUUAUCGUUCGAAAAUUUGGAAGCCAUCUGUUAUGAAUUUAUAACACAGCCACUGAUUAUCUACGAAGAAGACAUUAACAUUUCCUCACAACAGUACAACUGUAUCAUUUGGAUAACUGGCAUUUUGUGUUCCCAUAUUACUCUCCUCCAAAAUGAGAACUACGAAAAUAUUGCCCUCAAGUUAACGCAACAUGCAAAUAAGUUGCUGAAAAAAAAAGACCAAUGUUUGGGCAUCCUGGCAUGCUCUCAUAUUUAUUGGGAAAACAAAAAAUACAGAAAUAGUGCCAAGGUGUUGGAGUGCCUCCAAAAAUGCAUAAGGAACGCAGAGAUUGCCGUGCAGUCAAAUAAUGAUAAUGUAGUUCUCUUCCUUUUUUUGUUGCAAAAGUAUGUUUACUAUUAUGAGGCACAAAAUAUCGAAGUCACUGAGGAUAGUGUGCAUUACUUGCUUCAUAUUUGCCAGGAGGAAUACUCCAGGGAGAGUUGCGACGCCAACUUUAAGAAGGAGUUCUUGCAGACGGUGAAGUACAUACACGACAAGAAGAACAGUUCCAAUGCCUUUGCCAAGAUUGGCCUGGACGUCUCGGUUCUGCGCUAG
Plasmodium knowlesi strain H is the source of this 3114-nucleotide messenger RNA. Its product is annotated as vacuolar protein sorting-associated protein 35, putative. The coding region runs from base 1 to 3114 and encodes 1037 amino acids. The record is from RefSeq and is a predicted model, not a curated record. Gene Ontology annotation, biological process: intracellular protein transport; retrograde transport, endosome to Golgi. Lineage: Eukaryota; Apicomplexa; Aconoidasida; Haemosporida; Plasmodiidae. Gene Ontology annotation, cellular component: retromer complex; late endosome; retromer, cargo-selective complex. The transcript is spliced from 2 exons.